AUGUACAGAAGAAUCAUUCAUUCACCCAUCGAUCGUCUCACUCGUUUUUUGAAACAUGUUUCUCGUCCUUGCUCACAUGUUCCACAUAAAACAAAAGAAGAGAGAAAUAGAGACAAAGACACAGCACAGAGCCAGUUCAGUUUCAUAGCUACUACUACUACAGCAGCACAAGAAGCAACAACAACUAGUUAUAUUAAUAUUACUAUAACUUUUAAUAAUAAUCAAUCAAUUCAAAUAACAUCGACUUGA
This is a messenger RNA of Cavenderia fasciculata, 249 nucleotides long. RefSeq lists its product as uncharacterized. Lineage: Eukaryota; Evosea; Eumycetozoa; Acytosteliales; Cavenderiaceae. The coding region runs from base 1 to 249 and encodes 82 amino acids. The transcript is spliced from 5 exons. The record is from RefSeq and is a predicted model, not a curated record.